This is a messenger RNA of Gasterosteus aculeatus aculeatus (three-spined stickleback), 1606 nucleotides long. RefSeq names its product stem-loop histone mRNA binding protein (gene slbp). Gene Ontology annotation, cellular component: histone pre-mRNA 3'end processing complex; cytoplasm. Lineage: Eukaryota; Metazoa; Chordata; Actinopteri; Perciformes; Gasterosteidae. The record is from RefSeq and is a predicted model, not a curated record. Gene Ontology annotation, molecular function: mRNA binding; histone pre-mRNA stem-loop binding. Gene Ontology annotation, biological process: mRNA 3'-end processing by stem-loop binding and cleavage; mRNA transport.
CUUCGCCACCCUUUCCGGUCAUGUGACUUAAUGGCCCGUUUGGGACCGCGCGUCUUUCGGUGUUGGCGCGUAUCUUUACAUUGCCAGGCUUCAGUAGAGCCUCACACCCGACAACAGAGAUACUUCACCGCUAAAGCUACUCGCAGAAGUAGGAGAAAAUGUCCGACUGGACCAGAGGCAGACGGCGGGAUGCUAACAACAGCGAAAUUGAAAAUAGGACCUAUGGCCCGUCGCGGUGGUCCAACUGCAGGAAACGGGGCAUCGACGGAAGCCUGCGGGCCAACCGGGAGGAGCACGGGGCUGCGGGGGACACUGACAGUAGCACCAAGCACGCCGACAAGAGGCAUGAUGGUUUCACAACUCCAGAGAGCACAGGCCCGGUGUCUCGCUGUAGUAGACAAGCUGACUGGGGCAGCCAGGUGGAGGAUGAUGAGAUGAGGAGGGGUGUACACAGAGACAUGCAGCGUUACAGGAGGAGGAUACUGGGUGCAGAGGUCACUCAGAGGGAGAGAAAGACCUCGUCUGGCUCUUCUGGGAGCUGUGACUCAAAAGAGGGAGACAACAUGGAGACUGAUGAGGCGGUGUUGCUACGGCGACAGAAACAGAUAAACUAUGGCAAGAACACACUGGCCUAUGACCGAUACGUCAAUGAAGUUCCAAAACACAUGCGUCAGUCGGGUGUUCACCCAAAGACUCCCAAUAAGUUCAGGAAGUACAGCCGUCGCUCCUGGGACCAGCAGAUCAAACUGUGGAAAGUCAAACUGCACGCCUGGGACCCCCCAACAGAGGACGGCCAAGACAAUGUCCUAGAUAACAUCAGUGAGGAGCUGGGUCUUGGAGAUGUAAUGGACGUUGAGCUGGACUUCCCCAACUUACCAGACACCCAGAAUGCCCCAACCACACACAGACUUUCUCUAGACGGGGAAGACUGUUUAGGCACUCCAGUUAAAGUACAGAAGACUGAAAGCCCAGCGGAACCUGAAAUGGCAUAACUCCUCCAUAGAAAAGAAAAUACAUGUUUACCCACUUCUCCCCCGACAUGUUCCCUCACUUCCAACAGCCCUCGAUGUUUACCCAGAAGGACUCCUGGUACUUAAUCUGCUCAAAGCAAUGCUGCAUCUGCACAGUCCCCCCCGGCUGUCUGCGCACCUCGGUUUGUAGGGAAUGGUUCAACAUUGUCCAGCGUACGCUGUGUUCUGCCUCCGUCAUGCUAGUGCUUCUUAAUCCAUAGGCUGGGAUCUUUUUACAGACUGCUAAUCUGCUCAGGGAGUUUUACAGUUGCAUGUUGAAUCAAGCUGUGGUUAGUGUCCAUUAUGUACAAAUGUUGAAUCCUGCUUCAAGUGACUGAACUCAAAUGCUUCUGUCACCUGUUUAAAGGAGAUGGGCAAACCAAAGGUAAAAUACUUUCCCAUUAAUAACUCUGACAAGACCCCUCCGCAAGUAUGUACAAUUUUAAAUACCGAAAAGCAUUAACUACACUUAUUGAGCUGUAAUUUGUUUUUAUAUUGGUAGUUUUAUAAUGCUAAUGUUGCUGUGGUUAUUGCUGUUUCCUUCAUGUUGAGGACUUUCAAAUAAUAAAUAAAAAAGACUUUGUUGUUUCAUUGUC